Pristis pectinata (smalltooth sawfish) is the source of this 2486-nucleotide messenger RNA. Its product is annotated as cyclic AMP-responsive element-binding protein 3-like protein 4. The record is from RefSeq and is a predicted model, not a curated record. Gene Ontology annotation, biological process: regulation of transcription by RNA polymerase II. The transcript has 10 exons. Gene Ontology annotation, cellular component: nucleus. The coding region runs from base 33 to 1340 and encodes 435 amino acids. NCBI's taxonomy places the organism in Eukaryota, Metazoa, Chordata, Chondrichthyes, Rhinopristiformes, Pristidae. Gene Ontology annotation, molecular function: DNA-binding transcription factor activity, RNA polymerase II-specific; RNA polymerase II cis-regulatory region sequence-specific DNA binding.
ACGUCAUCGGUGCCAGGUUGGAAGUUGUGGACAUGGAUCCUGGUGACCAGGACCUUCUGGUCAGUUACCAGGAACAGCAGGAGGGAAUAUUCCCAGGGAAUGGCUAUUCCGGACCGAAUAUUACCAUCGAAGGACAGGAAGAGGCAGAAGAAGUGAUGGCUAAAUGGUCAGUCACCAGACCUGGGGGUGUGAGCAGGGUGGAGCUGGACAAGCUGCUGCAGAUGCCCGUGAACCCCAACGAGGUGUACAACAACAACAACAAUAACAACAACAACAGCGCGGCCGAGACGGCUUCCGAGACGGACAGCGGCAUCUCCGACGACCAGCGGCCCGACAGCCCCCUUCCCGCCGAGACCACCCCUGCCCGCCUCUUCCAGCUCGUGUACGGGGUCAGCGUGAAGACGGAGGCACCGAGCGUUGAUGCCGACCUGGUGUCCAUCGAGCUCGGCAGCUGGAAGAGCCAGGUGUUGCUGCCCGAGGCUUGCAUCGUAGACACUGCACCGGGAACCAGCAGCGGCGCCAGGAGGGCAGGAUACGGCGCCGGCGGCGACCCGGGCACCACGGACAGCCUGCUGCAUUUCCCGGAUCUGUCCUUAACCGAGGAGGAGAAGCGAUUGCUGAGUCAGGAAGGCAUCGUACUGCCUAGCAACCUACCGCUGACCAAGGCAGAGGAGCGGAUUCUGAAGAAGGUUCGGAGGAAGAUCAGGAACAAGCAGUCGGCGCAGGAGAGUCGCAGGAGGAAGAAGGAAUACAUCGACGGGCUGGAGAGCAGAGUUGCUGCAUGCACCGCUCAGAACCAAGAGCUUCAGAAGCAGGUGGAACAGCUGGAGCACCACAACCUGUCUCUGAUCACCCAGCUGCGGAGACUGCAGUCUCUAAUUAAACAGACGUCAAACAAAGCGGCCCAGACCAGCACCUGCGUCAUGAUCCUGGCCUGCUCCCUGGUGUUGCUGAUCUUUCCCAGUUACAGCCCGUUCCGGUUGGAGAAUCCGGUCAGCCAGCAGGGCUACAAACCCACCGGAGUGAUCUCCCGGACAAUCCUGACCGACGUGGAGUCCUCCCGGAGGUCGGAAGGCGCGGAACCGGUGGAUCUGCAGGGCGAUCGGCGGGACCCAGCGGACCCCUUGCAGAUGUUGCCCACCGCCGGCGGGACGCGACCCUCCCCCGAGGGGGAGCCUGCCGUCGCCCGGGGCAGCCACCAGGAGGCGGGCAGGAGCCCCUCGCCUGUCCCGUCCGGUCCCGGCGCCACCGCCAACGGGAGCCGCCUUCAACCUCCAGGACAGGACCCUUCACCCGCGGGCGCCGACUCGUCCAAACCCGGGCACGCAGACGAGAUGUGACGGGGGGAACCGCACGGCUGCCGACUGACCCCCGCCCGCUGACGGGACCCCCGGCCUGUGUGGACGACAGGACACCGAGGGACCGGUCAGUGGGUGCCCGGCCGCACUGACCCCCAGACACUUCCCCUCCUGACGGGACAGGCGCUCUCCCACCGGGCUCGGGAGAGGGGACUGUGGGUGCGGCAUUCCUCACUGUGGCGGGUUAUACUUAGGUUCCCCGAAACCUCUGCCCUGUCCCUGGUUCUCCCUCUGUCUGUGUCUUACACUGUCUAUCACUCUCUCCCUUCAUUCUGUCUGUCUGUCUCUCUCUCCGCCUGUGUGUCUCUCUUUGUAUCUCUCUGUCUCUCUCUAUUUCUCCAUCUCUCUCCCCUCUCUGUCCCCCCCUCUCUGUCUGUCUGUCUCUCUCUCCGUCUGUGUGUCUCUCUUUGUAUCUCUCUGUCUCUCUCUCUGUCUCUCUCUAUUUCUCCAUCUCUCUCCCCUCUCUGUCCCCCCCUCUCUGUCUGUCUCUCUCUCCGUCUGUGUGUCUCUCUUUGUAUCUCUCUGUCUCUCUCUAUUUCUCCAUCUCUCUCCCCUCUCUGUCCCCCCCUCUCUGUCUGUCUCCGUCUCCGUCUGUGUGUCUCUCUUUGUAUCUCUCUGUCUCUCUCUCCGUCUCUCUCUAUUUCUCCAUCUCUCGUCCCCUCUCUGUCUCCCCCUCUCUGUCUGUCUGUCUCUCUCUCCGCCUGUGUCUCUCUCUUUGUAUCUCUCUGUCUCUCUCUCCGUCUCUCUCUAUUUCUCCAUCUCUCGUCCACUCUCUGUCUCCCCCUCUCUGUCUGUCUGUCUCUCUCUCCGUCUGUGUGUCUCUCUCUCUUUGUAUCUCUCUGUCUCUCUCUAUUUCUCCAUCUCUCUCCCCUCUCUGUCCCCCCCUCUCUGUCUGUCUGUCUCUCUCUCCGCCUGUGUGUCUCUCUCUUUGUAUCUCUCUGUCUCUCUCUCUGUCUCUCUCUAUUUCUCCAUCUCUCUCCCCCUCUCUGUCUCCACCUCUCUGUCUGUCUGUCUGUCUCUCUCUCUCUGUCACUCUCUCUGUGUCUGUCUGUCUCUCUCUCACUGUCUCUCUGUUUGUUCUGGGAUGCAAUCUACAUGAAAUAAAAUAUUUGAUAUCUGCAUAACCUC